This is a messenger RNA of Platichthys flesus (European flounder), 3934 nucleotides long. Its product is annotated as rho family-interacting cell polarization regulator 1-like. Bases 249 to 2570 code for a protein of 773 amino acids. The transcript has 18 exons. The record is from RefSeq and is a predicted model, not a curated record. NCBI's taxonomy places the organism in Eukaryota, Metazoa, Chordata, Actinopteri, Pleuronectiformes, Pleuronectidae.
AACUGCGAACCCCAGGAGAAGGACAGCGCCCAGGAGAAGUAAAACCUCUGCAAACUGUGCGGAGCAUCGUGUUGGAAAUGCGGCGUUUGUCUACGAGUGGUCGGACAUUCAAUCACAGGACAUGUCUUUUGGUUUGUUGAAGCCUCAGUGCCACACUCAGCUCCACAAGCAUGCGACAGUAGUGACAGUAUCUCUCCGUUCAGCAGCACCGUUUGAUCCAAGAGAAACGUGCCUUGUAAGGAAGCAGGAUGUUCACAGGAUCCACCAAACUGCCACCCGCUAAAACUCCCCAGCCCGAGAGGCUGGAUGAAGUGUACGCUGCCUUACGCAGAGGCUUACAGUCCUACCUGCAGGUCCACCAGCUGGAGCUGGACAGUCUGGGUCAGCAGAUCCGAGAAAACAAGAGGAAUGGUCGCCUGGGGUCAUUGUAUGAGCUGGAUAAGCAAGUGAAAUCCAUAGAGAGGUUCAUGCGCCGCUUGGAAUUCCACCUCAGCAAGGUCGAUGAGCUGUACGAUGCAUACUGUAUACAGCGGCGACUGCGUGAUGGAGCGUGUAAGAUGGUGGCGGCCUUCAACUCCGCCACUGGCAGCAAGGAGGCCAGAGAGAGCCUGAGCGAAGCCAACAAGGGCUACAGGGAGUGUACAGAGCACAUGUGCUCACUUGAGAGCGAUUUAGAAAGUCAGAUGGGGGAAUUUCAUGUCAAAAUGAAGGGCCUUGCUGGCUUUGCCCGGCUGUGUGCUGGUGACCAGUAUGAGGUACUAAUGCGUUAUGGGCGUCAACGCUGGAGGCUACGAGGACGUGUGGAAGUCAGCGCGAAGCAAAUAUGGGACAGCGAAGAUUAUAUUUUCCUGCCUCUCGUCACAGAGCUGCUGUCAAUCAAGGUGACGGAGCUCAAGAGCCUGGCCAACCACGUGGUGGUGGGCAGCGUGUCCUGUGAAAUGCUCGACCUGUUCUGCCCACUCCCCCAGACGCUCGCGGUGGAUAUCAACGACCUUGGGACGGUGAAGCUAAACUUGGAGGUCACCUGGAGUCCGUUUGAUAAGGACGACCAGACAUCAUCCACCAGUACGGUUACUAAACGGCUGCUGUCCAAUCAGAGCCCUCCAGACACGCCCUCUAUGCGGGAGCAGGUGUUUUAUAGCGUGCCCCAUGGCAGGCCCAGACCCAACAGCUCCGUGGCGGAGGCGUUCCACGAUGCUGCGACGGACAGGACCGCAUCGUUACACUGUGAACUCGGCCGUACCGCCCCCCGAAUCACCUCCGUGCAGUCGUCUCUGCUGAAGCGACAGGGAGAGAUGGAGAACGGGACAGUCUGGUCCAACUCCUCUGAAUCCUCCGACGACUCCUCCAGUCCGGCGCUGGCUCAUCACGCUCAGCGGCUGUCAGCCUCCAACAUGCUGCAGACCACUCUCACCAGUCAGCUGUCGCUCACACCGCGCAAGUCCAGCGCGUCAACGCCAUCGCUCUCGUCCAACCAAGAGGAGGACGAGACAGAAGCCGGGGAGGUCUUCUCGCAGACAGAUGCGGUGCCAAACGGCCAUCUGCAGACUUCCUGCUCUCACAGCCUUGUGGGCGAGAGCAGCCCAGACUGUAAUGUGACUGACAGGGCGUCUCUGCGGUCAGCUGACCUCUCAGACACCUCAGCGGACCUGAGCUGCUCGUGCCCUGACGUCUCCUCUGUACCUCCUGUGUCGUUAGUGGAGAGAGCAGAUGUGCCUGAAAGUGGCCUCCAACAAGUGUGUGUUUCAGCAGAGGCCGUAAAGGAUGAUCCCUGCGAGGUCUCCUCUUUACAGGCUGGAGCAGAAACAAAGGACAGCACCACUGAGGCACAGGGUGGAAACCAGCUAGAAGCAGCAGAGAAACGCAGUCAGCCUCACCCGUCCAGUCCGGAGCUCAGUCAGGCAGAGGCCGCUCCUACGGUUUCUUUUCCUACUUCGUCUAGUUUCAUCCAGGAAGUUGAGACAGCCCUAGAAAGUUUUGACUUUCUCAACUGCUCUGACCUUGAUGAAGAAGAAGAGGAGCAACAAGUGAAAGAUGAAGGAGAAAAGGAGCAAGGAGCGAAAGACGAAGGAGAAAAGGAAGGGAAGGAAGAGCAACGAGAGAAAGAUGAGGGAGAAAAAGAGGAGGAGCAACGAGAGAAAGACGAAGGAAAAAAGGAAGAGGAGCGACAAGAGAAAGAUGAAGGACAAAACGAAGGGGACCAAGGAGAGAAAGACAAAGGAAAAAAGGAAGAGGAGUGUGGCCAAAAUGACAACCAACACAAAGUGGAGGAAGAAGAAAAGGAUGAAGGGAAUUUCUACUCUGGUGGAAGUGAUGACGAAGAGGAGGCAGGCGGCCUUGAGAUCCUCAUGGAAGCCCCAGAGGGAUUUAGGAACUCGGAUGAAGAUCGGUUCUCUGAAUCACAGGAGUCGAGUGUGGAAGACGUGCAGGAUUUGGGAGAGAUUGAACUACCUGAGGAUAAGGAGGAACCCAGCAAGGAAAAGGGAGAUGAACGACACGCAGAGGACACAUCACAUGAUCAAGAGGAGCGUCCCUCCACUCCCAGCCAUUUGGCCACGACUGUCUUCUAAUGACACAGUGAAACCAUAGCGAACCCAUUGCUCCAGCUCUGUUCUCCUCAUGCCAUCUCCCUCCUCUCACCCCGAGGGACCAGAUGCCUUGAGGAUGUCCCACUUACUGCUCAGACAAACAAGCUCCUCCAUUACGGCAGAGUUUGUGCACGUAUCUGCCUUGUUUGACAAAGAAUGAUAAACCCUGGGGUUUGACGAUAAACCUUCAGUCACGUCUGAAAGUCGCGACACACACACACACACACACACACACACACACACACACACACACACACACACACACACACACACACACACACACCCCUCCCUUCAGUAGUUCUUUGUUCAUUCAACACAUGCUCUUAUCACGUUGCCUGAGUUACAGUGGGAUGCCACUUAAGUUUACACGUUCAUCAACUGUUCCUGUCAUGUGAAAAUUCCGUGUCCAAACACAUUUCAGGAGCAGCUAGAAGCGGCCUUGUUCUUGGCUUUAUUAGUGUGUUUUUUUUAAUGGUCUAAUAAUUUAGAAAUAAGUUUUAUAUGUUGGAGUUGUUGGAUAUCUUCAAUCCACAGAGAAGCAUACAAUCAUUCGCCGAGUUGCGUUACAGGUUACCAGUAUUUGCAGAUAUGAGAAAACUAUCGAGGUCAGGAUUUUACAGUGUUAAAUCGGCGCACAGCCCGGAGCUCUUUCUGACCAUGUGAUGUUUGUCUGAGGAUUUUCAUUGACAUGAAGUCAUUUCCAAAGCAGGAAUUCACCCUGAAAACCUACAGGAUAUUUUCAUAUUAUUCAUCAGAUAUGAGAAUUUUCAGAAAUGAUAUGUCCAAGCUGCACCAGGGCCUGAGCUAAAAAAAAACGUGUUUUAUAUAUAUAUGAGAAAUGAGUAUAAACACUUUAAAGACAGCAGUUUGAGUUUCUCUCCAAAAGCUUCUCCCGGUCCAGUUUUUACAAACAAGGAAACAACCUGCAGUGUCAAACUAUAUGUAAACCUGCAUGUGUCGCUGCCUCACACUGCCAGCAUGUCUGUGUAAAAAGCUCAACUGAUCAGUUUGAAGUGUUAAAGCUCGGCUCCACUCAGAGGACGCCCUCAGCUUUGUAGCUGUGUACAAAAGCUGCCUCACGGGGGCGCCAUAGUCUGUCCACGUCAUUGCUUUCCAUUGUUCUACGAAGCCUCGUCAUUCAGAAAGUGCCUAAAGAGACAGGGAUGUAAGGUUUUAAAUGCCAGGACGGGAGAUCAGGCGAAAGAAAACAGUGUUUAUUUUCUGAAUUACUUUUAAGAGUGUGCACAAUAAGAGAUAUUUACUGUUUCAUAUAAAAGAAUUGUAUAUGUCUUGAAAUGUUUAUGUUCAGAAAUGUUUAAACUUUAUAAAGCUUUCUUUAAAAGUAA